AAGCAAACAAAUUACUAGCAAACGCAAAGCAAAAAAAUGCAAUUCAAAUUUUGCGGCGACGUGUUUCAACUUGUUGCAUUUAGCGUUUUGUUAUUGCACCAUAAAAUGACGUUCAAGGUACUGACAAAUCAAUGUAAUAAAAACUUGUAAGAAUAUUUUUUAUAAUUUCUUCUACUUAGGCCUUUACCUAAUACAAAAGAGAAAAAUGUAACCAUUAGAGAUAUGUACACUACGUACCUACUCGUGAAUAUUUCCAUUUUUUUUAAUUCACGAGAAAACAAAACGUUUUAAAGAUAGUGGGAGACGGGAGUCUUUAUUUGACGUCUAUUUUCCUUUUCAUUCUGUAAUCAGUGACCUUCAAUAAAUUUGUUGUUUGUUUGAUUUUAUAAUGUAACUCAAUACUAAUAGAGUUUAAUAUUGUAUGUAUUUUUAUUAUUACUUGUCCUAUAUCAUGUUUGUUUAUAAAUAUGAAAUAGAAAUUGAUAAGCAAUUAAGCAUUCAUUCUCAUUGAUAAGUGAACGACUGAUCACCAUUGAUCACUUUGUUUUGCAAUAUUUAGAGUUUAUAUUAAAAGUAAGCGAAUUUUUAUAUAUUUUUUAAUAAAAUGGCCAAAAAUAUCAUAUGUGAUCUUAUCCAAAUAUUUAGGAGCAGUGUAUCAGCUGUUUUGCCCGAGAAUCUUAUUCAAAAAUCUAUUUCGUACAUUUCUCCUACACAGCAGUUAACUAUUGCAGGCCGAAAUUAUAACUUAAAAGACAAACAUGUCUAUGUCGUUGGAUUUGGGAAAGCUGUUAAAAAUAUGGCAAUAGAAGUUGAAAAAACUUUAGGUUCAAAAAUUAAACAGGGUAUCAUAAGCAUUCCUUUCGGUAGUUUAGAUCAUAAAACAGCCUAUGAUAAUAUAGCCUACUGUGAGGGUGCAGAAAACAAUUUACCGGAUGUAAAUGCUUUGGAAACAGCAAAAAAAAUCAAAGACUUAACUACAAAAUUAACACAAGAUGACUUUUUGUUAGUUCUCCUGUCUGGUGGUGGUUCUGCUUUGCUACCAAUGCCAAAAAAUCCCAUCACUUUAGAUGAAAAACUAAGUUUGAUUAAAAAAUUGGCAAAUUGUGGUGCAGAUAUCAAAGAAUUGAAUACAGUAAGAAAAAGUAUAUCUGAUGUGAAAGGAGGACAACUAGCUAUAUGUGCACAACCUGCUAAAGUUGCAACAUUGAUCCUUUCUGAUAUUGUUGGUGAUCCUUUAGACUUAAUAGCAAGUGGACCAACUACCAAAAAUGAAGAUAGUAACACAAAAGCCCUAAAUAUAAUUAAUAAAUAUAAAUUAUACAAUGAACUGCCUAAAUCAAUAAAAAUAGUAUUAGAAGAUGAAAAAGAUUUAAAAGAGUUUCCUACAGAUAAUGUACAAAAUGAAAUUAUAGGCUCUAAUACACUAAGCACUGAAGCUGCUAGUAUAGAAGCAAUAAAGCUAAACUAUUUUCCCAUUGUACUAUCUAAUAUAGUUACUGGAAAUGUCAUUGACUUAGCAGAGAAAUAUGCAGAAUUAGUAAAAAUAUUUGUGACAUUUAAAAAGAGUGAUAUAAAUUAUGAUCAAUUAAAAAGUGAAUUGAGCACAUUGAAAAUACCAGGUUUAGUUUUAAGUAAAACUAUUCAAGAGAAUGAUAUAAAAACUAAAAAUUUGUGUUUAAUACUUGGAGGAGAAACCACUGUAGAAGUAAAAGGUAGUGGAAAAGGUGGAAGGAAUCAACAACUAAGUUUGGAGUUUUCAAAAGAAAUAAACAAUUUGAAAAAUCAAUUUAAGGAUUAUGAAAUAUAUUUUCUAAGUGCUGGAACAGAUGGAAUAGAUGGGCCUACAGAUGUUGCUGGAGCUAUUGGCUAUCUAAAUCUGAUUGCAGACAGUAUAGAAUCGAAUAUAGAUGUUGAUAACUACAUUGAAAACAAUGAUUCUUAUAAUUUUUACAAACUAUUCAAUAAUGGGGAGUUACAUGUCAUUACAGGGCAUACAAACACUAAUGUAAUGGAUAUACAUUUAAUUGUAAUAAAAAAUACAUAA
Messenger RNA from Bicyclus anynana (squinting bush brown), 2044 nucleotides. Its product is annotated as glycerate kinase. The coding region runs from base 605 to 2044 and encodes 479 amino acids. The record is from RefSeq and is a predicted model, not a curated record. The transcript has a single exon. Gene Ontology annotation, biological process: protein phosphorylation. Gene Ontology annotation, cellular component: cytoplasm. Gene Ontology annotation, molecular function: glycerate kinase activity. NCBI's taxonomy places the organism in Eukaryota, Metazoa, Arthropoda, Insecta, Lepidoptera, Nymphalidae.